UACCAUCUCUAGUAGUUUCAACCUUCUCAAAGAUCAGAGAUCAGUCACUCUCUUCUUCUUGCUCUUUUCUUUCUCCUCUUCCUGGAACCUUCUCUUUCUCUCUCUUGUUUCUCUCUCUAAGAAGAAGUCUUUCCAUGGAUUGGAUUGAAGUAGAUGUAAGAACAAGACAUCAAUCACCAAACUUUGUUAUUAUUGAAUCCCCAGAAAUGACGAGCUGUUAAUUCAACAGAAAAAGCCCCAAACUCGCUCCAAAACCCAGAACAAAGAGAGACAAGCACCAAGUCAUGAGACCGAUUCAACCACCACCAUCCGCCACCGCUGCUACCGCCAACCGCAACCGCCCGCGGCGGCGUCCAGACCUUACCCUACCUCUACCUCAACGCGACGCCUCCCUGGCGGUACCUCUCCCCCUCCCUCCCACCUCGGCCCCAUCCUCAUCCUCCACCUCCUCCACUCAGCUCCACUCGGCGUCGCGGCCGCUCCACUUCUCCGAGCUGGAUCGACUCAACCGAAUCGGUAGCGGGACAGGCGGCACCGUCUACAAGGUAUUCCACCGCCCUUCCGAAAAGUUCUAUGCUUUGAAGGUGAUUUACGGUAACCACGAUGAUUCCACCCUCCGCCAGAUCUGCCGUGAGAUCGAGAUCCUCCGCUCCGUCGACAACCCCAACGUCGUCAAGUGUCACGAUAUGUUCGAUCACGCCGGCGAGAUUCAGGUCCUCCUUGAGUACAUGGACGGAAGUUCCCUCGAAGGUACUCACAUCCCUCAAGAAUCUGCUCUCGCCGAUCUCACUCGCCAGAUCCUCUCCGGCCUCUUCUACCUCCAUAAAAGGAAAAUCGUUCACAGAGACAUCAAACCAUCGAAUCUAUUGAUCAAUUCUCGAAAGCAAGUGAAAAUUGCUGAUUUUGGGGUCUCUAGAAUCUUGGCUCAGACCAUGGAUCCGUGUAAUUCAUCGGUCGGAACGAUUGCAUACAUGAGUCCCGAGAGGAUCAACACGGAUCUGAACCACGGCAUGUAUGAUGGGUACGCCGGCGAUAUAUGGAGCCUCGGCGUGAGCAUCCUCGAGUUCUAUCUGGGUCGAUUUCCGUUCGCCGUUGGACGGCAAGGCGACUGGGCGAGUCUUAUGUGCGCAAUCUGUAUGUCACAGCCACCGGAGGCGCCGCACACAGCGUCGCGUGAGUUUCGGGACUUCAUCGCUUGUUGUUUGCAGAGAGAUCCGGCGAGGCGAUGGACCGCCGGCCAAUUGUUGCGCCAUCCUUUCGUUACACACAACACGUAUGGUGGCAUCAAUCACAGCAACAAUCAGGUUCAUCAUCAGAAUCACCAACUACUACCUCCUCCACCACCACGUUUUUCUUCUUCUUGAUCUUAAUUUUAUUUGGUUUGUUGUUGUCUGUAAUUUUAAAAUGUGCACAUUUUAAAUUUUAGGAAGGAAUUGGAGAAAUGGGGUUCUGUUA
Molecule: messenger RNA, 1455 nt
Organism: Cornus florida
Lineage: Eukaryota; Viridiplantae; Streptophyta; Magnoliopsida; Cornales; Cornaceae
Product: mitogen-activated protein kinase kinase 5
Exons: 1
Coding region: 285-1364 (359 amino acids)
Biological process (GO): protein phosphorylation
Cellular component (GO): cytoplasm
Molecular function (GO): protein serine/threonine kinase activity; ATP binding
Source: RefSeq, a predicted model, not a curated record